This is a messenger RNA of Gambusia affinis (western mosquitofish), 5804 nucleotides long. It is a transcript of the gene ccsapa, whose product is annotated as centriole, cilia and spindle-associated protein a. The record is from RefSeq and is a predicted model, not a curated record. Gene Ontology annotation, cellular component: cytoskeleton; centriole; ciliary transition zone. NCBI's taxonomy places the organism in Eukaryota, Metazoa, Chordata, Actinopteri, Cyprinodontiformes, Poeciliidae. Gene Ontology annotation, molecular function: microtubule binding. Gene Ontology annotation, biological process: regulation of mitotic spindle assembly. The coding region runs from base 216 to 1085 and encodes 289 amino acids. The transcript is spliced from 4 exons.
UGUUCGCUCGAUGUGGCCGAUCUCAGGUUAAUUUGAACUUUUAUUGUGAAACCGGAAAUGAAAGUCAGAUUAUUGUUGCUAGCUUGACCAGUUUAGCACCUGUUCUAUAGCUGUCAGUCAGCGGGGCGAUGCUGGCCGUCUGAAAGCCGAACUGAACCCACACAGACGGGAUCUUUGUGGAUUAUUGCUUCCAAAAAGACUGGAUACCAAGAGCCAUGGUGACCAAGAAGGUCAGGACAGAAUAUAUGAAGAAGUUCAGGGAUCCCAAAUGGGAGACGUUCUCAAAAUGCUACGAGGAUUCUCUGAAAUACCGCCUGACCCGGCGAGUGAUGGAGCAUUCCCACAAGCCCUGGUUCUGGGAGAGCUGGGAGACCGCUUCCAACUCCAGCGGCUGGUCCACUCCGAGACUGACCAGAAACAAGGUUGCUCCUCUGUCACUGCCGCCGCCACUGCUGCCUGCGUGCUCAGAGGUCAAACAGAGGCUGAUGGAGGUGAAGACCAGUCUUGAUUUGAAGCCAGAGGUCAAACAGAUUGAAGAGGAAACGGGAGAGGCUCCUGUUGUAGACGUUGCACCAACAGCAGAUAUUUUAGAAAAUGGCAUAAACGGGCCUGGGGCAGUUUCAGCGUCCAUAGCUCCAGACACCAGCGGCCCCUCAGACGGCACGUCGACAGACAACAAGCCUGUUAGUUCAGAUUCGUCUGACGAGAAGCCGGUGAACCCAGCGCCGCGACGACGCCACCGCUGUCGCACCCCUCGCUCUGUGCUGGCGCCGCGGGACAGUUCCUUCGAAGAUAAACCAGCUGUGGUCCAAAAGCCACCGAGAGCCAAGAGUCAACCAGCAAUAAGCAGCAAGGCGAACCGCAGACCGUCCAGCAGGAUGGACUGGACCGAGAGACAACCAGAGGGCAACAUGCCCGCCGCCGGCGUCCAGACGCAGCCCAACAGGCGCAGCUCCAACCUGGACCGUCGACGGGCCCGGUCGGCCGACCUGGAGAAGACGCGGCGGUCACAGCUAACGAUGGCCGCAGCUGACGACCGCUGGACGACAGAAUACAUGCGGUGCUUUUCUGCCCGGCUCAGGUAGAGGCCGGAUCCAUAAAGAACCCGUGUUUACCCAGCAGCGGACGAACAUGAGGAGCUGCAGACUGUUCAGCUGACUGAGCAACAGGCUGGGCAGCAAGUUGACUCAAAGUGGUGAAGAAGUUGGCAGGAGAAACUAAAUUAUUCAAACCCCUGGCAAAAUACCUAAAAGAUACCUAAAGUUUCUUCUGACUGGAAGCAAAGUUAGCAGAGUGUCCUCUCAUCCUUAAAUUCAUUAAUGGCAGGUAUUAAAUUUUGUCAUGGCAGGACUAUUCAAUCUCAAUAUAUGUAGUUUUUUUUCUUUAGUCAAAUAAACGUUUGAGUUGGACAAACAUUUUAGUCUAUUCUGACUGUAGGAUUGAGGAUACUGCUAAAUAGCUGCUAAUAACUCUUACUAGUUUUGCAUCUGUAAUGGAAAAGCAUAUGUUCGUUUUCUCCACUGGCUCACAACCCAUACGACUACAUUAAAUAUGCAACUUUCUUUUCUUUUGUCUUAAAAAGCCUUAAAUUAGAAAUUUCUCCUGAAACCUAGAUUAAGUUUUUUGUUUUUUUUACUUGAAUCUGAAUUCUUCCUGUAAAUCUUAGAGAAGAUUAUGAGUAAUUUUGAAACGCAAUUUUUAGUAAAACGAAAUAAAAGCAGAUCAAUAUCUCUUCAUCUGAAAUCUCCUGCCAUCAGUGUAUCUAAACAUUAUCAAUAAUAGUUAAAAAGAUGAUGUUUGCCAACAAUUACUCAUCAUAUCCCUGCUUGCUUCUUCACUUUAGAGGCAGCUAAGGUGUAAUGUUACAUCUAAGGUGUAAUGUUGCUUCAGUGAAUCUCUGCUGCUGAGGAUAAAACACCAGAGACGUUUUCACCUGCAGAAAACAGAAAUACUCCUCUGGUGUAGGAAAGUAAGAAAUGAAAAGACCUCCGUGUCUGAAUCUCGUUUUUGGAGUUAAGCAGGAACAGAAGUCAGUAAUCUGCAGAUGCUUUCAUAUCCUUUGUGGUUUUGCCUCGAUGGCAGGGAUUCAGUGAGUGCUACGCUGCCCAGUCUGCACUGCGUCUGUGUGAGCCGUGAACAAGCAUCUGGGAUUACAGAGAAGCUUUUUUAACCAGUACCGACUUUAAGAAAGUGCUAACAUGCUACUGUCUGAAUGUGCAGGAUCUCAUUUCUCCAACCGCUGUACUUUAAAUGAGCUUAUAAAAAGUUGUUCUUGUUUUGUUUUACUUCUACUUUUCUCUCACUCAAAGGCAGCUGAGCUUUUCCAACUCUGAGGAAGCAGAGAGGACCAAAUUAGAAUAUUUUUGAUAUCCGGUUUGUACUUUGGGAAUAAGGACUUCUAGUUUAGAGGUUAAUAAAGAACAGAUAAAUAUAAUUUAUCAUCUAAAAUUAGUAUUGUAGUCUAACAGAAGAUAUAUUUAUGGUACACUGGCCUUAUUAUAGUUGCUAAAUGAACCUCACUUUAUUUAAAACUGUAGAUAAGCUGUGGAGGUGGGCGGGUUUUAUUUAGGUAAGAUGCAUCAAAAGGGGAUAUAAUGUAACAUUUUAUCAAAUAAUGCUUUAUUUAUCUGAAAGGGAAAUUUAAAUGAUGUAACAAAAUAUCACCCGAGUAUCUACAAAGUCAUUGUGGGUGGUGAUGCUGUGAGCAGGAAGGAUCUCAGGUGGCAGUCAGUCUUCCAACACAUCUGAAAACGCUUCUGACUGAAGACUGUUUAUAUAAAAUAAUAAUAAUAAUAAUAAUAAUAAUACUUUAUUUGUAUAGCACCUUUUUAAACAAAUGUUUAAAAACAUUUAAAAUAUAAAUGAAAACAUCAUAAAUGACACAAAAAGUACACCAAAUCAAUUAAAAUACACGACAGUGAUAUAAUAAAAAUACAAAAGCAAUCCAAAUAUUAGAAGCCUUACUAUAAAAGUAUGUCUUAAAAGAUUUAAAAGAAGAUAAAGAGGUCUGUCAGAUAUUUAGAAGGACAAACUGGGAGGCAUUACAUAACUGUCAUAACUUGCGAACUGCUCAAUAUCCAGGCUGAAGUGACGAUGUUCAACAGUAAAAUGUCCUGGCUGAUACCAUCAGUUAUUGACAAGCACUGCUAAUCCACCUCAUUUGCUUUUGCCACUCCAUUUUAAAUCGGCUAGAGAGACAUUUGAACUUCUCUUCCUUCUCUCUUCUUUUAACUCCUCUUGGAUUUGGGGUCAUAGUUCAGGCACUUCUUAAGCUUUUUAGAAACUUAUUAGCUGCUCUCAGUUGGGAAAAAAAACUUGUUGCCAUGGUUACACAUUAUAACAACUUUCUGAAAAUGAAAAGGUAAGAGCAAAAAAAAUCCUUCCAGCUGCACAGCAUCUAAAGCCAGGCAUGCAACGCCUCAAACUUCCCUCCCCCCAAAAAAGACGAAUAAAUGUCUACAAAAUUAACAAACUGAGAUUAAAAGGGAUUAUAAAUGUGAACAUUUUCCUAAAUUAGAAAACCUAUCAUCUGGAAACCUGUGAAAUUUUUUGUCACAUCUUUAAGAUAAUUUAUUCUUCUUUAGUUCAAAAGAGAAGUAAAAAUAAUGGAUCAUUGCUACCUUUCUUUCUUUAUAUUUAUAUCCAAAUUAAUUUUUAUUUCUUGCAUUAAGAUACCAGGAUGUGCAUUCGGUGUUGUAGCGAAGGAAUAAUUUAGGUAACAUCUCAAUUUUGUUUGGAUUUAGUUGCUUUCUAACUAUGGAUUGUAAACACACAUUGAUGUUAUUGUUGCAUCUACCCGCUUUGAGGGCUAAUGGUCAUUAUGCACCAUUUUAUUCAGCAAAUAUCCUUCUAAAAAUUUGAAUGCUUUUAAAUGUAAUAUGAAUGUUUAUUGAUUUCACACUUGCUAAUUUUUCUAUAUUUUUGUGAAUGUUUUUAUAACACUGUGGAGAACCUCUGCUUCAUGCUGAACUUCAAUAUUUCAUAUGGUUAAGUGUCUUAUUUCUAAGAAACUAUUAUUAUUGAUCCUGCUGUGCUAGUUUUUCGUGUCUCUGUCUUACCAAAACCAAAAAAAGACAACUAUCACACAUUUAUGAAUUAAAAAUUAUGUUGUUAGAUUAUUCAAAUUAAUGUGACCAGUAAAAUAGCAGGUUCAGAGGUCGUCAUGCAUCCCACCUAAGGAGCAUGUAGCAGUUAAGCUAACAUGCGAGAUAGCUUCACGGCAUGCAUGGUGUGUACGGUGCCUUGCUUAAGCAUUCACACCCUUUAAACUGUGUCAGUUUGUUACAGCCAACAACUGUGGUGUAUUUUAUUAGUGCUAUCUUACGGACAUGCUUUGAUCUAAAUCAUUUCAUUGUAGCCUUGGCUGCAUGUUUACAACAUAAUAUCCUAUUAAAAUACAUCGAAAUGUAACAACAAAAGAAAAACUCAAGAGGUAUGAAUACUUUUGCAUCGGACUGUUUAUACAGUAACUGACAAUCAGUUUGUGGGUAAAACAUGUUAACCUUUUACAGUGGCGGGCACCGCUAACUAAAGAAUUUGUAGCACUAAUCAUAAAUAUUAGCUUUGAAAAAUAAAUAAAUAAAUAAAUAAAUAAUAGCUUUGCUAACGCACUACACCACCAUGAUAGCAAUGCUAAAGUACUAACUACAAUUGAUCUGUCCUUGAAAGCCUACAAUCCUCAAGCCCAAAUUUAAUCUUAACACAAUUUACAUGUUCCGUAACGCCCUUAGAUACUGUACUUGUUUGUCUUCUUUACUGUCCGCAUUUUAUUGUGGAGGCGGGAAACAGAGGGAGACAGUGAGGACAUGAAACGGAAAUGCGUAAACUGUCUUCACUCACUUCAAAAUAAGAGCAUGAAUGUAAACGUCUACCUACUUAAAGAAUUCUGGUCCAUAACCAAACCAAAAGUUCGACACAGAUAAAAUGUUUUCAAGUGAAAGUUUACAAAACAACCAAGUAAACUUACACUGCGGAAUGUAUCUAGAAAAUGCAAUUUAAGGAAAUCUAACUGCUAUAAUUAUUUUCAAAGUUAUAAAAAGCGAUAAAAUGUAGCUAAAAAUUAGCUCUGCUGUUAGGCUAGCAAAAGUGUGCCCACCACAAGUAGCUCCUGCCAAGAAAUCUAAAUUUGUUCCUUAAGUGACACUGUAAGGCCUGGUAAAAUCACUGUGGUCUUUGUGUCUGUUUGUAUUUAAUUUGUUUAAUGUUUGUAUAUUUAGACAAUCACAAGAUGGUAUCUGAUAUGUUACUAAGUGGGACAACUAAAACAAAAAAUAAUUAAAGAGUCUUUAUGUGUUAGGAUGGCUGAUGUGGAUUUUGACAGUGCUUUGUGGGAUUUUUGUGAUAAGUGAUGAUUUAAAAAAUUGUCCCCAUAAACUUUAAGAUGCCGGUUAAAUAAAUAAAUGUAGUUUUAUCACUGAAUUGCACAAAAUAACUGAUUAUAGUUUUGAAUUAGAUAUUUAUCAAUGUUCUCAAGAAAAAAAUGGACAAAAUGGUUAAAUUAACAUUCCUGACAAUAGAGUUUUUUGUAUUACUAGAAUUUAUCAUCCUAAGAAAUUUUUCUUGAUAACGACAUGAAAUAAAUUCACCCCUAUUCAUUCGACUCAACUUUCAGUGGUUGUGCUGGAAAACAUGAUUCAGUUCAUGAUUAUCGAUGGUAGAUAUAUUGAAUGUUAUGCAUCCAAAUAUUUGAUCAUUAUACCUCCACUGACGUUUGACUUGAUGCUCCAUGUAUUUGUAUUAAAAACAUGCACAUAUUUCCAUUCACUUAAAGAUAUUGCUGUGAAUAAAUGAUUUGAAUAAAGUCA